UUGUCCGAGUAGCUCAAUCCAAAAGAAUCCAGGCACCUGUGGCUCUCCGUAUUAAUCCUGAUGUUGACCCUAAAACGCAUCGGUAUAUUUCGACAGGUCAUAAGGAGUCAAAGUUUGGCAUGGAUAUUCAACGAUCCUUAUUGCUUGCGGAAAAAUUCAAAGGCUCAGAAUCUAUAAAGAUGAUUGGCAUUCAUAUGCAUAUAGGGUCGCAGAUUACAACAACAGCCCCUUACAGCAGUGCAGCAGCUAAAUCUGUUGAUAUUAUUACUCGUCUGCGGGAAAUGGGCCACCCAAUUGACUGGUUUAACAUGGGUGGCGGCUUUGGAAUCAGUUAUGAUGGGAAGACGAGUCCAUCAAUUUCAGAAUUUGCUGCUGCUGUUGUACCCAGCAUAAGGAAAACGGGGUGCCGUCUAGUGAUGGAACCUGGUCGGGUGAUUGUUGGUAAUGCCGGCAUUCUUAUCAGUCGAGUAAUUUACACCAAGGUAUCGGGGGAAAAACGGUUUCUGAUCCAGGACGCUGCCAUGAAUGAUCUAAUCCGUCCAUCUUUGUACGAGUCGUUUCAUGGGAUUUGGCCAGUCAAAGUCCCUGCUGGCUUUCCUUCCCCACCGGAUGAUUUUGAAACAUCGCGUAUUAAUGGAACAAAGUUAUGCGACGUGGUUGGCCCAGUGUGUGAAAGCGGUGACUUCUUGGCUCAAGAUCGAGCUUUGCCACCCUUAAAUCGGGGUGAGCUCCUAGCCAUUUUUUCCGCCGGGGCAUAUGGAAUGACGAUGGCUUCCAAAUACAAUUCUUGCCCUUGCCCUGUUGAGCUGUUGAUCAAUGGAUCAGGCGUUGUUGUGCAGGCCCUCCACAUCCCAUCCCGGGCCCUGGUACCAGUUUUCAGGCCCGGGUCCCCAGCACAGAGGGGGGUCCGGGGGGCCUCCCCCUGGAAAUUUUUGAAAUUUUAAAUCUAUUUGGACGCAUGUUGAAGCUCUUAUGAUGGAGAUUUUCCAUCAAUUUCUGCAGAAUAAUUACGC
Messenger RNA from Bemisia tabaci, 1013 nucleotides. Lineage: Eukaryota; Metazoa; Arthropoda; Insecta; Hemiptera; Aleyrodidae. The record is from RefSeq and is a predicted model, not a curated record.